AUGACUGUAUCUGAGUACAUCAAGAAGUUUGAAGAAUUAUCACGUUUCGCAACUCAUGUGACCACUACCAGCGAAAUAAAAAUUGAUCGUUUCAUUGGAGGGCUAAAACCUGAAUUGGCACGAGAUGUACAGAUGUUAGGAGUUCAAGGCUUGGAUUUUUCUCUAGAAAUAGAUAAAGCUUUAAUGGCAGAACAAGCAGAGGCCAAAAUAGCUCAAGUCCGAGAAGUGAAAACCUCGAACAAUAGGCACUGGAAUGAUACCACUAAGAGUACCAGGAUUGACAGAAAUGGUCCUAAAUUCCCAAACAAAAAGUCUCGAAUGGAAGACAAAUCCAAGAAAACAAUGUCAUCAUCAUACCUUCAUUGUGGAAAAUUCCAUAGUGGGCCGUGUCAACUUAAACUUGGAUUAUGUUUUGGUUGUCGAAAAGAGGGCCACAUAGUAAAGGAUUGUCCAAACAACGAAAGGAAAAAUCAACAGAAAUCGAGUCCUCCAGCAGGUAUAGUAUUUGCAAUGGUACAACCUGAAGUUGCUGAAGAUGCGAAAGUUGUUACAGGUAAAAACACCAUAUCAUUUACAGUACAUGAGAAAACAUCUAGAAUUAUAAUUUCGACAACUAAGGCUACCAAGCUUUUAACUCAAGGACAUUGA
This is a messenger RNA of Fraxinus pennsylvanica, 648 nucleotides long. Lineage: Eukaryota; Viridiplantae; Streptophyta; Magnoliopsida; Lamiales; Oleaceae. The record is from the annotation of a GenBank genome assembly.